This is a messenger RNA of Xiphophorus hellerii (green swordtail), 1579 nucleotides long. RefSeq names its product protein DEK-like. The record is from RefSeq and is a predicted model, not a curated record. Gene Ontology annotation, biological process: regulation of double-strand break repair; chromatin organization. Gene Ontology annotation, cellular component: nucleus. The transcript is spliced from 7 exons. Gene Ontology annotation, molecular function: histone binding; DNA binding. NCBI's taxonomy places the organism in Eukaryota, Metazoa, Chordata, Actinopteri, Cyprinodontiformes, Poeciliidae. Bases 43 to 660 code for a protein of 205 amino acids.
AGGAACCCUGCAGCUCUCCUCACCGGCCUGCAGGAGGCGCACAUGAGCAGCUACCAGGAGGCGCUGGAGCAGGCCCGGAUGAGGAAGGCGGAGCUUGCAGCAGACCAGGCUGGUUCCUCCAGGGACUCAGGACUCGUCCAGGGGAAUCUGAGCCAAAACGAGAUCCAGAAACUUGUCCGGACCGUCAACGCUGCCGGGUUGGGAGAAAUCCUGGUCGGGAAGCGGACCAGGAGGCCAGUCGACCGGUUCACCAUCGAGGCUCCGAGGUCGAGGGCGGAGGUCAACGUGGCAGACGGCGGUGGAGAGAGGCUGGCUGAGAUUCCCUGGACCAGGUACCAGCUCUGCAGGAGGAACCCGGCGGAGCUGAGGCCCCUCCACUACGUCCUCUUCAACCUGCCUGGGAAGGCGAGAUCCAUCAAGCAGAACCUCCGGCGGUUCAACGGCUUCCUGUUCGCCGCCGACAGUCAGGAGUUCAUCCUGAAACGGGCCAAGCUGCUCAGGAGCUCUGUCCUCCCCAGCGCCACCCUGAGGGACAUCUGCUCCAUCCUGGCGCUGAGGAGAGGAGGAACCAAGGAGCAGCUUGUCCAGCGGAUCCUCCGCUUCCUGACUGAGCCCAGAGACAGCGGGAAGCGCCCUCCAGUGGCCAAUAGGAGGCGGUAGCCUACAGCAGGUGGAGGAGUUUAAGGUAAAAUCAGUCAGGAGGAUCCAAAAUGUUCUGCUCAGGACGGUUUCAACCCAAACUAGUGUUCAUGACAUGAAGUCAUUAAGUGGGAAAACAUGGACAUGGAGCAGCAUAAAAUCCUAAUAGAUCAACAACAAUUCAACCCUACAGAGGUGGGAAAUAAUGGAGAUACUAAUGGACACAGAAUAAACAUCUAGAAUGAAAAAUCUGGUAAGAUUUUGAUCAGAAAUCCUCCUGCAUGCUGGAGAAAAUGUACAAACCAUUAUCCUGUCGUCUGGGACUGACCAGUUAUGAAAGAUUAGUGGAAAGAGAUAAAUAAUGUCUUACAGGAUAUUUUCAAGCUGAAUGUUCCUUUGGAGAUCAAGAUGAUGGUUUUUUUUCAUAAUUCCUCAAGAAGCUUCAAAAAGAAACAAAUAUUUAAUGACUAUUUUAUUAACAGCAAGUAAGAAAAACAUUACAAGACAAUAGUUAUUACAAGAUUUUAGACGACUGGGUCAACAAAACAUUUAACAUUUAUAAAAUGGGAACAAUAACAGCCUCUAAUCACAAGGCAGAUUAUGGUAGAUUAUGUAAAACAUUUCAUUUUUAGAGACCAAACUUGAUUAAACUCCUAUGACAGCCAGACUUCAUCAUUAUUUUAUACUAUGUUUUUGUUGGGUGUAUUUUAUUUUUUGGUGGUUUGCUUUUUACAUUUCUAAAUAAAUGUUUUCUUUUCUUUGGUUUCUUCUUUCACUCUCUUUACUCCUUACUUUCUAAUCUUUUUCAGGGAAGUGAAGCUACAUCUUUGUUCUGACCGUUAUAAUGAAGAAGAAGAAGAAUGACUUUAUUCAUCCCAGCAGGGAAAUUAUUUUGCAGUUACAGCUGAGCCGGCGCCAUUUUUUGAAGGAGGACAUGCGG